Merops nubicus (carmine bee-eater) is the source of this 318-nucleotide messenger RNA. RefSeq names its product NADPH-dependent diflavin oxidoreductase 1-like. Lineage: Eukaryota; Metazoa; Chordata; Aves; Coraciiformes; Meropidae. Gene Ontology annotation, cellular component: cytosol. The annotation marks the transcript as partial. The transcript has 3 exons. Gene Ontology annotation, molecular function: FMN binding; oxidoreductase activity; flavin adenine dinucleotide binding. The record is from RefSeq and is a predicted model, not a curated record.
GAGGAGAAGGUUUACGUUCAGCACCGCAUCCGGGAGAACCGACGGCUGGUGUGGGAGCUGCUGAGCAGCAGGAGGGCUCACAUCUACCUGUCUGGCGCUGCGCAAGCCCGUGCCUGGCUGUCGACACGGGCAGCGAUUGCAGGAGGGUCCUUCAUGCCCGUGCCCCGCAAGAAAGGGCCCUGGCAGAUGCCAGCGGGGGUGGCCGAAGCCCUGCGGUCGGUGCUGGAGCUGGAGGGUGGCCUGUCACCCUCUGAAGCAGAGGAGCAUUUAACAGCCCUGGAACGGUCCCAGCGCUUCCAGUCUGAAACCUGGUCGUAA